GUCGGGAUCUGGUAGCCUUGUUGGGACUCUGCUGAAACGCGCCCCCCCACUCCCUUCCUCCUCCCCCUCCUCCCCCAGGCGGAGCCGCGGAGACAGCAGCGCUCUCAGAGAGGGGGAGGCAGGGGAGAGCGGAGAGAGAGAGACAGGGCUGUUCGUCCAGCCACCUUAAAAAGCCAUGAAAGAUCACCCGGCUCGACAAUUCGAUUAAAAACAGUUCUCAUCUGAAAAAAGCAUGUAACUGAAGAAAAACACCCUCCCUCUCCCUCAUGUCCCUUCAUCCACUCUGACGAAGAGGGGAAAAGCUUCUGAAGGAAGUUCUCAAACCUGAACCUCUCAGAUCUUGACGGAUUAUAAAGCAGACGAACAAGGAGAAGAAGAAAAAGUUGGGACUUGGAGUCCGAGGAUAUUAAAGCUAGUCGACAAAUGAUGCUGGAGCUCAGCCAUGACAGAAGUUCAGGAGAGGGUUUUUUCCCACACUGAGGAUUUUCUCACACGUGUUUUAGCCGUUUAACCGAAGCAGGUUUCAGUUCACCCGGUUAGCUUUCCCAGUCAGCCCAGUCAGUGUAGCGGUCUCCGGUGACUCUGCUCGGGUCUCAGGCAGCAUGAGCGGAGGGCGCUUCGAGUUCGACGAUGGAGGGGCGUACUGCGGCGGCUGGGAGGGCGGGAAAGCCCACGGCCACGGCAUCUGCACUGGACCUAAAGGCCAGGGGGAGUUCUCCGGCUCCUGGAAUUACGGCUUCGAGGUGGUGGGGGUCUACACCUGGCCGAGCGGAAACACCUACGAAGGCUACUGGUCCCAAGGAAAGCGCCACGGUCUGGGCGUGGAGACCAAGGGCCACUGGGUCUACAAGGGCGAGUGGACUCACGGCUUCAAGGGGAGAUACGGCACUCGCGUUAGCUUAGCGAGUGGAGCCAAAUAUGAGGGGACCUGGAACAACGGCCUACAAGACGGGUACGGAACAGAGACCUACGCUGACGGGGGCACCUUCCAGGGCCAGUUCACUGGCGGGAUGCGGCAUGGCUAUGGCGUGCGCCAGAGUGUCCCGUAUGGCAUGGCGGCUGUGGUGCGCUCGCCCCUGCGCAACUCCCUCACCUCCCUGCGCAGCGAGCACAGCAACGGAACGCUGCUGCAGCAGGACGUCCCAGUCAUCACAACCACCAAUGCCACAGGACAGGAGACGCCCUCCCCCACACCCAUAGGGCCAGCCCGGGGUGGCUUUGCCCUCACCUUGAACGUGGACCCAGACCUGGUCAAGCCAAAGAAGAAGGGCCUCUUCCGGCGUGGCUCGCUGUUGGGCAAGUUGACCAAGUCAGAGUCACGAACAUCCCUGUCCAGUCAGAAGAGUAAGAUCAGCUUCCUGCGCAGCGAUUCGGCCCUCAGCUCGGCGGCCAGCGAUGCCAACUCCACGGUCAGCCUGGGCGAGAGCGAGGGCGAAGCAGAGGGCGGCGAGUUCCCACCAGUGGAGUCCGACAUUGAUGCAACCACCACCGAGGUGUACAUGGGUGAGUGGAAGAACGACAAGCGCUCAGGUUACGGCAUCAGCGAGCGCUCCAGCGGCCUGAAGUACGAGGGCGAGUGGCUGGACAACCAACGCCAUGGCUACGGCUGCACCACCUUUGCUGAGGGCGGCAAGGAGGAAGGCAAGUACAUGCAUAACAUGCUAGUGAAGGCCGUGAAGAAGAAGGUGAUCCAGCUAAAAGGCACCAAGAUCAAGCAGAAGGUGGAGAGGAGUGUGGAGGGAGCACAGAGGGCCGCCGCAAUCGCCAAGCAGAAAGCAGAAAUAGCCAACUCGAGAACCGCCCAUGCUAAGACCAAAGGAGAGUCUGCUGAUCAGGCCGCUCAGGCUGCUAACAAUGAGUCCAGUAUUGCGCGAGUGGUGGCCAGAGAACUCUCACCUUCAUUCUAUCAACCAGGCCCAGAAUACCUGAAGAAGCGAGCACUGCAGGAGAUUGCCAAGAGCAACGAGAACGCCGAGACAGGCAUUCAUGAGCCGCUGCUGGCGGAGGAGAGCAUGCCCACACCUCCAGAGAGCCCCUUCAUGCAUGAGAUGGAGACCCUGAAGCCAAACAUUAGUCCAGCACGCACACCAUCACCUGGCCCUACCCCUACUGCUGCCCCAGACCCCAACUUCCUCAGCCCCGGUAGCUGGAACGGGGACAGGACCAGCAGAGGCAGCAGCAGCAGGGGCGGGAGCCGGCCAGGUAGCAAACCAAGCAGUCGGCCUACGACUCCAUCUUGUGCUGCUCCAGUUCCGGCUGCAGCUCCAGCUCCAGCCCAAGAGGAGCCUCCAGCGCCCAGCAGUAAGGUCCCAUCCCGUUCCCCCAGCCGCCAGAGUGCCAAAGCUGAGCAGGGCUCUGACAUGGAGAUCAAGCCCUUGCAGAAGAUAGACAUGGAGCCGAAAGCAACAGAACCUGCCCCAGCAACUGCCACAGCUCCAGUAAGGACCAGCCUCGUCUCUUCCACUGACGACGAAGAACCUAAUUCUUGCCCUGCCCCCAAAGUGUCCUCCAAAGCCCAAGAAACCCCAGAGCCCAGAGACUCUGAGGACAACGAGCCAACACCUGAACCUCCUGCCCCAAAGAUGGAGAGCAAGUUGGAGGCCAGGGAGGAGAGGAAAGCACCUAGCAAAGCAGAAACCAAACCUUUAUCAAAACAAGAACCUAGCCCAGCUCCAAGACUAGAACCCAGCCCGGCUCCAAGACAAGAACCCAGCCCGGCUCCAAGACGAGAACCCACCCCAGCUCUGAGACUAGAUCCUAGCCCAGCUCCGAGACGAGAUCCUAGCCCAGCUCCAAGACGAGAAGCUACACCAUCUCUGAGGCGAGAAGCUAGCCCUAGCCCCGCUCAGAGAAGAGAACCUAGCCCAGCUCCCAAAGCUGUGACUAAGCCUGAACCUAAGCCUGUGCCUAAACCAGAGCCCAAAGUCAUCGCCAAGCCAGUCGCUAAGCCAGCUCCCAAGGUGGAGCCUAAAGCUGAAGUGAGGCAGAGGUCUGUGGUGAAAGCCCCGAGUGAAGUGGCAGAAGCCACAGAACAAGAUGAGGGGCCAAAUACGAUUAUGAUCUGCAUGGUCAUUCUGCUAAACAUCGGCCUGGCGAUUGUCUUUGUUCACGUCCUUUCCUGAUAGAAGAUGUCCAAGAUUUUUAUUCAAACCGAGACCAUCUAGAGGAAAGAAGGAAGAGAGAGGAGCUGUAAUGGAUGCUAAGCGCUCCGUCUGAGGCUCCGCAAAGUCUCAACAGAGGCCCUCUCGAGCCACUUGAAAGACUAUACCUAUAGAGUAUGUAUUUGGACUGAAGGGUGCCAUAUGAUGAAAGUGUUUCUGUGCUUGAAUGCUGGAUUAGCUCAAUGAGGUCAAUGAGUUCGCUGCUGUUGAGAAAGAUACGUCCGCAUUUAACAGUGCCAAGUACAUCCCUGUUGAUUCACUGACACAAACAGAAUCUAAAGACUUUUCUUCAAAGGGCUGCAAACGUAUCGUAUACACGUCAUGCUCAGGAUUGUCACUGCUUGUCCAGCUGUGGAGGAUAAAUGGAUCCACAACGCCAUGAAAACGAGUUCAACCUGCUCUCUCUCUCAUUCAGAUCGUGUGAAUUAACAAAAGAAAAGCAGAGUCUGAUCUAACCUGUUGUAUGUACAGGUGUUAUUAGUGUGUGUUAAUGCGCACAUAAUGUCUUAAAAUCCUCGUGCUGCCCAUAACGCCAUCACUCUAGUCAGCAAACACUGAGACCAGGUUAGUUUGGCCUGAAGUUUACCUGCAGUCUUCGAAUAAAAAAAUAUAAGACAUGCUCAUUCAGUCCCAUUGAUUGGGCUCAAUAUAAUGGACUCUACUUUAUUUAUUUACCGACUGAAAUCUAAAGCGUUCAAAGAAGGGCCUGCUGAUAUGUACGGCAACAGAUGUGAGUAUGAUGGGAUGUCUAUAAGUGUCAGAUGGUUUGCGUCAUUGAGAAAUGAGAAGGCUUUUCUUUCUUUCAACAGCAUCCCACUUCAGAUGGAGUUUCUAUUUCAGUGUCUGAACGAUAUCGAUCAAAACAUUGUGAUAAAUCUUUGAACGGAUGAGGAUUGUUUGGCUGAAGAAUUGUACUGUGAAGACAUGACAGUUGUGUAGUUUGUGCGCUUUUUUUUUUUGCCUGCCAUAGACGUACCUUUAGUGUGUAAUUACUACAGUGACAACCUUUGAGCGUGUUCAAAUCAGGGGCUGUUUUUUAUGCAUGGAUUCCAUUGUUUUGUACAUUUUUAAAUAAUUACAUCAACCGCAUGUGUCUUCUCAAACGUUGCCAAUACACACCGCCUUUUUUUUUUGUUUUGUUUUGCCCUCUUAGGAUAAGAACUGUUACCUCAGCUGUGCAAUGGAGCUCCAGGUCUUAUAGUAGAAGGUAGCUAAAUGCUUUGUUUAUACACACUGCCCAAGUACAUGUUCAAUAGUGAAAGAAAGGAUUUGAUCUUUUUCUGUUUUCAAGAUUUUUUGCUGGACUUGAAUAGUAGUUAUGGAUCCUGAAGCAUUAUCUAGCCAUUUGUUGCGAGUCCCGUUAACCGAAGGUAUAAAAGCUCAUCAGUAAUAGUUAUGGAACAACAGCAUUAGUCUGUCUUGGCUUUUGACCUGUUUUCACUGGAGUGGUUUGCAAUGGAUGACCUUGUCUCAUUUGAGUCCCACCCACUGUUCCCACGUUAUGAAUGGAAGUCAUGAAGAGCUAAAUAUUUAUUCGUUGGUUUGUUUUUGUUUUUUUGUUAGUAUUUGGACACAUUCAUUCAUGCUUUCACCAGCUGAAGGUUGCACAGUUAAAGUAUUCAGAUUGGUAGCGUAUGUCUUUUUCACUUCCCUUCACUUUCCCAGCCUGAUGGUUUAAUUAGUGCAUAGUCAUGUUUGUACUUUGGACGGAAAAAUGAAAUCAUGGCAUUCAAAAGACUGAAUUUCGUUCGUGUUGCGCUGAACAGUCCAGCUCAUACCCACUGAAUGCAAAUAAAUCCAUUUUUCAACUGUUA
This is a messenger RNA of Pygocentrus nattereri (red-bellied piranha), 4975 nucleotides long. RefSeq names its product junctophilin 2 (gene jph2). Lineage: Eukaryota; Metazoa; Chordata; Actinopteri; Characiformes; Serrasalmidae. The record is from RefSeq and is a predicted model, not a curated record. The transcript has 6 exons. Bases 603 to 3122 code for a protein of 839 amino acids. Gene Ontology annotation, cellular component: junctional membrane complex; endoplasmic reticulum membrane; sarcoplasmic reticulum.